AUGUCUGACCAGCUGACCGAAGACCAGGUUGCCGAAUUCCGAGAGGCUUUCUCCCUGUUUGACAAGAACAAUGACGGUAAAAUCACCACCAAGGAGCUUGGUACCGUGAUGCGAAGUCUGGGCCAGAACCCCAGCGAGUCCGAGCUCGCCGACAUGAUCAACGAGGUCGACGCCAACAACGACGGCACCAUUGACUUCGCCGAGUUCCUCACCAUGAUGGCUCGAAAGAUGAAGGAUACCGACUCCGAGGAGGAAAUCAGAGAGGCAUUCAAGGUCUUUGACCGGGAUAACAACGGCUUCAUCUCCGCCCAGGAGCUCCGACACGUCAUGACCUCCAUUGGUGAGAAGCUCACCGAUGAGGAGGUUGAUAUGAUGAUCAAGGAGGCUGAUGCCAACGGUGAUGGCCGAAUCGACUACAACGAGUUUGUUCAGCUGCUGGUGAGUUCUACUAUUACAUGA
Messenger RNA from Yarrowia lipolytica CLIB122, 459 nucleotides. RefSeq names its product calmodulin. Gene Ontology annotation, molecular function: calcium ion binding. NCBI's taxonomy places the organism in Eukaryota, Fungi, Ascomycota, Dipodascomycetes, Dipodascales. Gene Ontology annotation, cellular component: myosin II complex. The record is from RefSeq and is a predicted model, not a curated record.